Stegodyphus dumicola is the source of this 1047-nucleotide messenger RNA. RefSeq names its product enkurin-like. Gene Ontology annotation, cellular component: acrosomal vesicle; axonemal microtubule. NCBI's taxonomy places the organism in Eukaryota, Metazoa, Arthropoda, Arachnida, Araneae, Eresidae. Gene Ontology annotation, molecular function: calmodulin binding. The record is from RefSeq and is a predicted model, not a curated record.
UCUUAAAGCUAGUCAACAAAAGCCGGCAAUAUUGAAACUUGUUUUACCUUUGAAACUUCAUCGAUUAGGGUAUACUUAUUGGGGAAUCUGAUUUCAAGGAUCGGGAUUUUAACAAAUUUCUUUAAAAUAUGACAUCUUUCCAAAGAAUAGUAAUUCCGAAAAGCUUCAAAGAAUUUCAGGUUCCCUCAGAGAGUAUAUACAAUUUGGCGUCAGGUUCUGUAGAAAUUCAAAAACGGCCUCCAAGAUAUCACUCAAAAUAUACUUCUUCUACUAAGAAAUUUUAUGAAUCUGUUAAAAAGCCCCAUCAAACAAUGGGUAAUGCAAAGACUCCUCUUGCAAAACCUAAAGAAUAUCUUAAGAAGCAUAGCAGAGAUACAAGCAAGCCAGAAAUUAAGCCAUUAACUUUGGAAAAGGAACACAAAAAACCUCCAGUUCCCAAAUCUGAUGACCCUCCGCCUAUGAUGCACGAGAAAGUACAAAAGAAUUUCAUUAAAAUGAACAUUCUGAACGUUAUGAGGAAACCUGCGUUAAAACCAGCAAGAAAAAUAGUGGAUACUAAAAGAGGGGAUUGCUUCUUAAUAGAACUUUCAGGACUGGUGCCAAAGUACUGCAUGAAAAAGGAAUUCGGAGAAACUCCCGGAUAUCUUGUUAAGCGUAGAAAAGAUAUUGAAUACUCGAAUGAAAUGUUGCAGAAGUCAUCUGAAGAAGAACAAUUAAGAAAAUUGAGCGAAGAGGAAAAAGACACCCUUAUUGAAGGUCUUCGAGCAAACUGGGAAGAACUCAACAAAAGGUACUUAUCUCUGCCUCUUGCUAUUGAUACAAAUGUAUUAAAGAGCCGCAAAUUAGACCUGGAAAAGAAACUCGAUCUUUUAGAACAUGAUAUUUAUUUCUUAGAAAAGAAUAAGGAUAUUGAUAUAUUUGUAGUACCUCAUUAAUUGUAAGCAAAGAUCAAAACAUUCGAGUAUCUAUCACAUAAUUGUCGAUCGGAAAUACUAUAUAGUGAAUCACCCAAUCUUUCCAGACAUAUAAUAAAUUUGUAUAUUUUGU